Messenger RNA from Microplitis mediator, 435 nucleotides. Its product is annotated as homeobox protein ceh-5-like. Gene Ontology annotation, molecular function: DNA-binding transcription factor activity, RNA polymerase II-specific; RNA polymerase II cis-regulatory region sequence-specific DNA binding. The record is from RefSeq and is a predicted model, not a curated record. Lineage: Eukaryota; Metazoa; Arthropoda; Insecta; Hymenoptera; Braconidae. Gene Ontology annotation, cellular component: nucleus. The coding region runs from base 1 to 435 and encodes 144 amino acids. Gene Ontology annotation, biological process: regulation of transcription by RNA polymerase II. The transcript is spliced from 3 exons.
AUGUCACCCUCCCAGGAAAUAGAGCAAGCUGUUACAGAAGAACAGGAAAAACCAAAACGUCAAAGAACUACAUUUACCGAGGAGCAACUUUCCGAGCUACAAAAAAUUUUCUGUGAUAACAAUUACCCAUGCCGUGAAGCAAGAAUUGAGACAGAAUUGAGAUUAGGUCUCACAGAACAACAGGUCAAGGUUUGGUUUCAAAAUUAUCGAAUGAAGGUGAAAAAAACUACCCAAAGUAAAAUCGAUACAAACGACAAGAAAAAUUUAAAUCCUCCGAUAAAUGAAAGAAAUCAGUACAUUGCCGCUGAAGACAUUGAGCGUCGACGAAUGAACCCACCUGGAUUAGGUUUAACUAUAGAUUACUACACUGAGAGAAAAAUAAGGCGAGUGAAAAUAACAAAGUGUGCAAACGCAGAGUGCGAAAGAAAAAAUUAG